Molecule: messenger RNA, 11631 nt
Organism: Stomoxys calcitrans (stable fly)
Lineage: Eukaryota; Metazoa; Arthropoda; Insecta; Diptera; Muscidae
Product: dual specificity protein kinase splA
Exons: 18
Coding region: 928-4776 (1282 amino acids)
Cellular component (GO): plasma membrane
Molecular function (GO): GTP binding; calcium channel regulator activity; GTPase activity
Source: RefSeq, a predicted model, not a curated record
UUGGCGUGAACGGUCGGUAAAGAAUUGUGGAAAAGACGUACGGUACUCGUCGGUGGUAAAAUAAAAAAAGUGAGUGGUGAUUCAAAAAAAAAAGUACAAAAAAAGAAGAUAAAUGAGGAAGGCCUGGCUCAUCUUAGAUACCACCAUUCAAUUCGACUUUUUGACACAAUCCCUCGUAUAAAGUGCUUUUUAAUAUUUGAAAGAAGCCUUUAGUUACUUGCACACGACUUUCUGCUAUUUUCUUUAAAAUCAAAUUUCUUAGUAUGUAGAGCGAAUGUAAUGUUUAAUUAAAAAAAUGGUUAUAAUGUAAUUUUGUAAAAAUGUCCGAAUGAGGUGGUUCAAUCCUACCAACCACACAAAAAGGAAAAACAAUUAACGAAUAUUGGAAGGGCAGCCGGCGGCGAAAAGGUGGUUUAUUCUUGAACGCAGCGUUUUCCCUCCAUACCAAUUGAAGAACUCAAACUGUUUUGUGGAUGUAUUUUAUUUGGAAGGGGGCCCGAUAACACAAAUACGGAAGGUCUAAGGAGUGCUUUAGCCCGUCUACGCAAUAGAACGGGCCCCUCAAUUCCACAACCAUCUCCACCUACCUCACCUCAUCCCUCCUCCGUAGUUGUCAGCUGUGGACGUGAGCUGACCACAACAGGAAGGAAGACACCCACUAACACAACCUACUCAACAAACAGCAAUGGAUCAACUCGAGAUAUUGAUAAGAUCGCAAUUAGUACAGCGGCUUCAGAUGUAUCAAUUCAGCAAUUACCGAUAACAUCCAGCCACAACGGGAAAGAUGCCGGCCCUUCCGAUAGUACCUCCCCCACCCAUUUCCAGACUCUAACUUAUGCCACACAAACGAAAACCGUAGCUACGAAAAGAACCACUUCGAAAAAUAGCCUUCCCACUUCGUACACCAGUACUCGUUCAGCAGCAGUAAUGGCUUUGGCAUUACGCAACCAGGCCCCGUCCAGUCCGGGAACGGUCCACAAGAAUACCAGGAACGGUCGACCCUCGCCCCCUCCAACUAGUUCCGUCGAGUCGACGUUCUCCAACCAGCAGAUUCCACCCGCUGUCUCGCAGCCAGGUGAGAUCAGGGGACCAGCCGCGAGACCGAAUGGUAUCGCUGACAUAUACUCGGGCGGCUCAAGCAGCUCGGACAACGAUGGUGUAAAUAAUUCCACUUCCUCGUCGGCCACCGCCUUGCGUCGUUUGUACUUCAAAACCGGCCGCAACACUAAAACGAAAACCAAUGCAAAAUCUUCCAUGUCCAUGACCAAAUUAGCAAAAACUCCGGUUUGUAAUACGGCCAUUCUAUACAAUGCUUCGGUGGAGGGGGCUCCUCAUUCUGGUGGCAAAAACGCGGCCAAUAGCAAAUCUGUUCCCAAGGUUGUUGUAAUGGGGUCGUCCACUGCCUCGACGACAGAUGCUAUCAUUAACACUUCAACUGAUUCGGCGUCGACAAUGGUUACCAAUGUCACUCAUACCGACACAUCCGAGACCUGCGAUUCUUUAGAUUUAGGUGAUAAUUCUGGACAAAGCGAGCCUAUUUUCAGUUCCUUGGAAGAACCUCUGCUCACCGCAAUCCAAGUUGACUCCGAGCAAGAGGUUACCGAGUUCGAAUUGACAAGUUGCUCAUCGUACUCCCGGCCUGAUGUAAACCUUCAAGACAGCACUGAGGAGAGUCAGGAGUCAUGCCUUUCAAUACUGACGAACGAGCCUACGUCAACCACACCGCUGUUAUCGUCCUGCAGGAAGUAUGCGGCGUCUUCUUCGAGUGCCGCAAACACGGAUAAAGAACGAUUGCCCAGUACGGCGCCGGCUCCAUCAAGCGGUGGCAAACACUUCACAUUCGAUCAACCGCAAUCGCCGAAAUCCGCCCGUUGUAGUGACAAGUCACGUACUUGCUUCAUAUUCAAGGAGGAGGGGGGCGCCAGCAUCCUUUCAUCGCAACAGCAACAAAGGAAAUUCUCACAAAGGCAUGGCAAGCAUGAGGGCGACAAAAGGCAAGCGACGGCAGCAGCGGCAGCUUCAAUAUGCGCUGAUGAUCCCAAUGGAAAGUGUGAACAACAACACACUGGCGAAACGCAAAAAUACGCCGGUCAUUUUCAUGGGGAGCGCUCAAAUUUCAGUGAUAUGAGAAAGACUCGAAAUGAGGGCAAUGCAAAGGAACGCAACCGCUAUUCGAUGGGAGCCACCAUCGGCACCCAAAGAACGAGUCCCAAACGUGAACAUCGACGUUCCCCAUCAAUGGCAACAUCAAAAGUCAAUUCCGCUCCGCCCACCAUUAAGGAUAGCAACUUCUUCGACAAUGCCUAUAUCUCGACUCGCCACACCAACAAGCAGCUCUCGCCCACCUCGGGCCAGCGCAAGUACUCGUCUAGCUCCUCAUCGGGAGGCAGUGAGCGUUACAAGGAGGGUAUAUUGUUCCCCUUCGACAGGGAGGCGCUGGAUUAUGAGCGCAUACAACGCGAAUGCUUUGCCGUAAAUGAGAACUCGAGUUCAUCGACCACCACCAGCGAUACGGACGAAGCCGAAAACUGUUCCGUCUACGAGAGACCGAAAUGUGAUGCCUCCAAUCCUACUGAUUUUUACCAGCAAUACACCCUGCUCUCACAGACGGAGCAACAACAGCAGAAGCAGCACUCGCGAAAGAAUUCGAAACGCUUGCGUUCCGACUCUUUGGUCCAAAAGUAUGUACCUAAAUCGGACGCAUUUUGUCCGAAGUCCAUCAGUAGCUCGCCCACCACCACCCACUAUUCCCCCAACUCCCACGUUGAGCUGAGAAAGUUCGAGGACAUUGCCUCCAAGUUCGAACAAAUGGCGCCCAACCAUGGUUCCAUCGUUAACCUCGCAAUAAAACCCCCCAGUCCAAAUGCCACCACAGCCUCCAGCAACCACUCCCUGAACAGUUCCAUUUUGAAAAACAGCCAUUACAGUAGCAAUAAUAACAUUAACAACAAUAACAAUACCCAUGAAAGCAUAUCACCGGUCACCAGCAGCAGUCCCUGCAAUUCACGCAGCACCACUCCACCACUGCCCAAUGUGCGUGUGGACUUCUUCAUGGAGAAAUUGUCAACAAUGCAUUCGCGCAAGAAAUCGUUCAAAAAUAAAUCAAAUGUCGCCAUCCCAGCCAUUGAGGAAAUCGAAAGUGCUGCCGGAAUAGCAGGAGCACACGACUACUUGGACGACUGCCAGUAUGGAGGAGCUGCGCUAAUUAACGCAGCGGCUAUUUCGGGUGGUGGCCCUAUAAAUGUGACGCCCAAUCCAAUGGAAGUGACUGCAGUAUGUUCACAACCUCCACCGCCGCCGCGGGCAACCAUUGUCGUCCAACAACCGUCCCUUAGCUUAGACAGUACCAUCGAAACGUUAUUGAUUAAAAGUGAGAAUGAUUUCAUUAGUGUUGAGCAAGAUAAGGAUCCACAAACGUCCUCGUUGUCGGUGCGUAAGCGUAAUUCGCAGCAGUUGAACCAAGCGCCAACCAUUACCCAACUCUAUCAGCAGAAGCGUGAUGACAAUAUCAGACAAUUGUUAGAUGUUACAAAUACAUUGACCUUUGAGGAAUUGAGAGAUUUUGAAAUGAGAUAUGGCUCGCCCCAUCACAGUCGAUCACAGUCAGUGAAGACUCCUGGUAGUCGUGCCUCGGGAAGACCAAAUCAACUGUGUUUGCCACAACAACGUUCCAGAGUGGCGUCAAUGCCAAACACUGGCGUUGAAGAAGAAUACUACAGGUUGAGACAUUUCUCCAUAACAGGGAAAGGCGUCAUAAAUCGUGGUGAUUCAUUAAAGAGUCGUCGCAGUAAAUCAAAUAACAGUGUGGCAAGUUCAAAUUCCAGUAAUGAACAUUUAACCGCGCCUCAAGCACCGCAGGCUACUCGUAGCUCCGCAAAUCACAGUUUGGCUUCAAGUCGCGAGAGCAGCACAUCAAAUCCCGGCAACGGGCCAUACAGAGUGCUCAUGAUGGGAGCUCCCGCUGUGGGCAAAAGUUCAUUGGUUUCUCAAUUCAUGACAUCGGAAUAUCUGCAUGCCUAUGACACCAGCAUUGGCAAUUGUAACAUUCAAAUACAUAUCGAAAGACCCGCUGACGACGAUGAUUCCGGGGAAAAAUCAGUAUCAGUAUUAUUAAGUGGUGAGGAAUCGGAGCUAAUAUUCAUCGAUCAUCCCUAUGCUGAAAUGACGCCGGAUGAUUGCUUGACCUGCUAUGAUCCUCACGGUUAUUGUGUUAUAUACUCAGCAUCGGAUCGAGAAAGUUUCAGCGUAGCCGAACAUAUAUUACAAGUUCUAUGGACCAACCAAAAUAUUGCCCAAAAAGCAGUGAUAUUAGUGGCAAAUAAGGCGGACUUGGCUAGAAGUCGUUCAAUAAGUGCUGAUGAGGGAAAAGCAAUGGCAACCGCCUAUGAUUGCAAAUUUAUCGAGACCUCGGUGGGAAUUAAUCACAACGUAGACGAAUUGCUGGUCGGUUUAUUGUCACAAAUUCGUUUGAAAUUGGAGAAUCCGGAAAAAUCAAGAGACAUGUUCCGGAAACGUUCUAUCAGAAAAUCAAAACGACGCGCAUGCUCUCCUUUAAGUGGAGCUUGUUUAACCGGCAAUGUUAAUGCAAAUACACCCCUGGGACCCAUGGCUAACAUCAUAUCCGAAGCAAAUACUCCACCUGGAAGUGCACACAGCAGCCCAAGGAAGUAUCGCGGAUCCCGCACCUCCACCAGUCUAAAAGUAAAAGGUCUUUUGGGACGAGUAUGGGCAAGAGAUUCCAAAUCGAAAAGCUGUGAAAAUUUGCAUGUUUUGUAAAACACAUAGAAACACCAAGCCAGCAGAAGAAUAUGCAUUAAUGACAAAACAUCGUUUAAAUUUAUAAAAAAAAAUCGGUAGAAAUAGAUAAAUGUGUAAGUAGGUAUACAUUACACACGUAACAAUACCACAAUGCAUACAUAUUUUGAAAAAAAAUUAAUACACUUUAGGCAGUAUUGAAAUUACAUAUUCAAUGCAAGGGGUCUCACAUCAUUUAUUAAGAGUUGUAUGUACGCUUCAGCCAUAAGUAUAUUCACAAAGCAUUUUUAGUUUCGAACUUAAGGCGCUAUUACACGGCAUGUAGAUGUCUUAUGACAUGUCACUUUUUGUAUUCACAUGUAAUUGAAAAUGUUUGUCAAAACUGUCAAUUUACAUACGACUCAUCAUGUUUGCUAUCACACCUGUAUGAUAUUUUCGUAUGACAUAACCUAAAAAUUGGAGCAAAAGCUGAUUUUUUUAGGCUUAAAAAUUGUUAAAGUUGUGAGAAAGCUGUUUAAAUCAUAAAUUUUAUGAAAACAAUUUAAUUUAGGGUUACUUUUAUUCGACUGAUAACUAAAACAGCUGAUUUCUUUAGAGCACGCUCUAAUCGAAAAAAUUUACAUGUGCUAUUUUGAAAAGUGAUUUUCAUAUAAAUUUGUGAAAACAAUUUAAUGUAGGGUUACUGUUAUUCGACUGAUAACAAAAAAAGCGAUUUUCUUUAGAGCACGCUCUUAUCGAAAAAAUUUACAUGUACUAUUUAUUUUGAAAAGUGAUUUUCAUAUAAAUUUGUGAAAACAAUUUAAUGUAGGGUUACUUUUAUUCGACUGAUAACAAAAAAAGCGAUUUUCUUUAGAGCACGCUCUAAUCGAAAAAAUUUACAUGUACUAUUUAUUUUGAAAAGUGAUUUUCAUAUGUUAGUUUCGUUUGUAUCACACGAUACGUACAUCUCAACAUGUGCUAAAUUUGACAUGUCAUAAGACAACUGCAUGCCGUGUAAUAGAGCCUUUACAUGUCAGUAACCAUGCUAGAGGGCAAUCUCUCGUUAGAGUUGUUGUUUAAGGAGUAAAAUAGCUGAAUUGUAUCAAACGAGCUGACUGGGAAUUUGGCCAAUGGUUUAGGUUUUGAGGAAAACCACUAAACUUUAUUAAAUGUCCUUAUGGCCUUCCUGUAAAGUGUAAGUGUAAGAAAAUCGUUUUCCAUUAUGAUCUCAUGCUUGGUAUCAAACGAAGCUUCAAUUGAGACCCCUUGUGACUUCGAAUAGUUUUUGUUUUUGUAUAAACAUAAUUUGUGUUAUUAUUUUUUAUAGAACUUUAUAUGUUAUAUUCUAAGGCAAAUACUCUCGCUGAUUAAAAUCAGAUUUUUUACCAUCUGCCAUUUUGAAAAUCGUAAAAAGGUUAGCAAAAAAAUUAACAACAUUUUACUCCAAAUGACGAUUUGUCCUAGUACAUCCGGCCUUAACACUUAAUUUACCAGUGUAUAAAAAUGGUUACUAACGUUUAAUUAAGUCGGGAAAUCAUCCUUAAAAUGGGUCCACAUCUACAUACUCGAACAUACAUAAUAGGCACUAGGCACUAGGAAAUACACACACACAUGGAUACAAACACUGCAACACUUGCAAAUUGUCAAUGAAUAAACAGAGAGAAUACCAUUUAUCGCAUUAUUUUACUACUUGUACCCAUAGGUGUUUCCAAUGAAAAUUGAUUCAAUGAAUAUUACAACAAAUUUCCCCCUCCUUCCCAUAAAUGUUAUUCUCAAAUCUGAUUGUUGUAUAUGCAAGUUUUUAAUAAAAAAAAACACACAAUUGUCCCAUUAUAAGCGAAAAAUCUAUUUGUAUCUAUACAAAAAAAAACACAAGAAGCGAAAUGCUAAAUACAAAAACAUAUGAAAAAGACAUUGAUGGAAUCGUCAAGAAAAACACAUAUUUCUUAAAUACUUAACUCCUAGCAAGUAUUGUACUCUCGAUAUUUCCCUAAACUAUAAGCAAUAUUAGAAAACGCAUACACAACACAAAAAAAAACAAAAAAAUACAUUUGAAUUCCACAAUAUAAUUGUUGUUAGACUUUUUUAACGCAACCAUUAUUAGGUGUUAUUAAGUGUUGCCAGUUGCAAAUGAGUUGUUUCUCAAUCCAAUUCCAAAUUUGAUACAUUGAAAUUAUUUUACAAUUGGCUAUUCAUAUAUCUUCCGAAACUCCUCCCAGAAAUCCCACAUUUACGCAAUUAUAUUUAAGCAUUUAUAUGGUACGUGCGUACGCGCAUAUGUGCGUAUGUAUACUUACAAGUAAAGUAUGUAUUACGACAAUUAUUAUUGUUAUUAUUUGUACGUUAGCCCUAAUUUUUUAAGGUUAAUUAUUGUUAGAAUUAUUUUAGGAUUUUUUAUUAAAUUAAACCAAAAAAAAAAACAAAACAUAAUUGCAAACUACAUUAUUUAUGCAGCAACCGUUAGUACUUGACAUGCUUUUCAUGCUAUUGUACCUGGUGAAAAUUGCACACGAAGGAGCAAGGUAUUGUUAGCAAAAAAAAAACCGCGGACAUUCUUACAUAUUUCCCUUCAUAGUUGACAUAUUUUCUAAGGUAAACGCAUCUACGUCUAAUUUCAAUGGAAACGUCGAAGUGUGCAGCCGUUACAGAUUUUAUGAUUCCCACAGCAAACUAAACAAAUAUUUUUCGAAAGCAUCUGCUAUUCUCAUAGCAUGAAACAGUCAACGCUGGCGAGUAUGGUCACAAUCGAACAAUAUUUGGAUAUAGCUAUACCAAUCUCCCGAUUUGUUGUCUAGGGCCCAUAAAAUGCGCAUUUAUCUCCCGGUUUCGCUGAAAUCUACUACAGUGAGUUGGGUUAAAAACCCUUAUAUACGUACCAAAUUUGGUCAAGAUCGAACGAGUUUUAGAUAUAGCUGUCUGAUCUCCCUAUAAAAACGCAUUUAUUACCAGAUUUCGCUGAAACUUUACACAAUGAGGUAAGUUGGGCACCUCGAAAUCUCUGCUCAAUAUGAUCCACAACGGUCUCUUUUAAGAUAUAGCUGCCAUAUAUACCGAUUCCCAAUUUAAGGGUUUAGGACCAUAAAAGGCACUUAAACAGUCAACGCUGGCGAAUAUGUCAUAAAGUUAAUGUUUUCUAUGAAAAGCAUAAUAGUAAGUUAGGUAAGAUAGAUAUUCGACUUCGACUUCUGCUAAUUCAAAUUUUCUUACUUCAUCACGAUUGGAUAGGGGAAAAUUAUUCGUUAGCCAUAAACGAACUUUUCGAUAAGUUAACAUCUUUUAAAAUACAAAGGAUUGAUAUUGUUUGAUAUUGAGAUGUUGAAAUUUAUGUUUGUUCCAACCUGGGGCCAUUUGGUGUGAGUAUUUUUGCAUAUUCGAGCAUUUGAUUUAAAGUAAAAUUUGAAAAAUUGUUAUAUUCCUCACACGAUCGCGAACACCUCAAACUGAGCUUCACCCAAUGGAAAAAAUCCAAAAUGGCACUCCCAAUAAAAAAAAACUAAAAAUUAGUCUCUUUUUCAGCUACACUCUCUACCAAAUGAAAGAGAACCAAGAUGUCAUGUAUUCAAAAGAAUCAUCUUUUCGUGUAACAAACUCUCUUUUGCUGUAUACAAAGCAAAAUUGCAAAUUUUGCCCAUGAACAUUCCACUAAGGAGAGUGCAGUCCGAUUCAAGUUAAAGCUCAAUGACAAGGAGCCUCCUUUUUAUAGCCGAGUCCGAACGGCGUGCCGCAGUGCGACACCUCUUUGGAGAGAAGUCUUACAUGGCAUAGUACCUCACAAAUGUGGCCAGCAUUAGGAGGGAAAACCACCGCUGAAAAUUUUUUUUGAUGUUUUCGCCAGGAUUCGAACCCUGGCGUUUAGCGUCAUAGGCGGACAUGCUAACCUCUGCGCUACGGUGGCCUCCGUGGCUGUAUACAAAGCACUUUGGCUUAAAAGAAGUUUUGCAUUUUUGCAUAAAAGAGCCAUACUGUAAGCUAUGUUAAGCCGCUGAAGGUCACCGUAGAGCAGAGGUGACGCUAAACGCCUGGGCUAUAAAAAGGAGGCACCUUUAUGAUAAAAUUGCAUGAAUAUGUGAAGAAUUUAAGGGAUGAGCGUUUCUUCAUGGCGCAAAAUAUUGUCAAACAAUGUAUACACUGUAGAAAUUCUGUUGCCUCCAGCCUGGGCCCGUUUGGUGUCAUGUAUUUGGUUUGUAGUAUUGUAAAUGCGAGCAUUUUUUUCACUUAAAGUAAAAUUUGAAAAAUUUAUCAUUUCAAAGUUUACAUUCGUACCCGAUCGGGAACCUCCCAAUACUUAGUGCUGCAUGUCUGAGCUUUCCCAAAUGAAAACAACAAAAAAUUUUUUUUUUACGCUCUCUUCACUACACUCUCUGCCAAGUGGAAGAGACACAAGAUGCACACCAAAAGAAUUAUCUUUUCAUGUAACUAAGUGUCUUUUGCUGUAAACGACGAAUUUUACAUCAAAAUGUAGCAAAUUCACGACUAACAUUCAGCAGAGAAGAAAAAUGUUGCAGUUAGUAUUAAAAUAGUAAAUAAAACAGAGUGGAUUGCCGCAAAGAUAUUCCAAACGUUUUAUUUUUUUGCGUGUACACAUCCUUUCCUAAGAUGAUACAGGGGAUACAUGUAAUUGCUAUAUAUGUACGGUCUUAAACCCACAUAAGGAUCAUUUAUUUCCCAAUUUCGUUCAAAUAAAGAAUCCCGAGUAAAAAAAAGUUGGUAUAAUAUCUGGCGUCAUAUAAAAUUCAAUCCGCAAAAUGGCCUAGAUCUAAUUUGAUACAAUUUUAUCUCAAAUUUGGCCAGAUACAAUCUGAUCCAAUUGCACAUCACAUUAUCUAAUUGGAUCAGUUAUAACGGCCGGUAUCUCACGAAUAAAUGCUUCAAUGUUGUCUUCCAAUGUGUUUAUUGAAGCCGUCUUGUCUUUAUAGACAUGAACAUAGCCCCACAAAAAAAUAGUCUAUAGGCGUUAAAUCGCACGAUCUAGGCGGUCAAUUGACCUGUCCCGAACGUGAAAUAUUCCAAAAUUUUAUUACAAAGACAGCAGAAAAUGCUACUGAACACUGCAAGGGUUUACAGAAUUUCUCUUACGAAAACUUGCAAAGCCACUUUUGUUGACUUUUUAAAAUUGUGUAAAAUUAUUGAUUUUUGACUAGUCAAUUUUUUCCCAAAAAAAAUUUAAUUGUCUUUAUCGAAUGAAAAUAAAAACAUUUUAGAAAUUCUCUUAAAUGUAUAAAAUGAUAAAAUAUAAUAUAAAAAGAUACAUAGUUUUAGAAAUAUGUACUCCAUAUUUCUCACUUCCAUGCAACCGUUUGCUGAGCUCACUCACGAACGAAAUAGGCCAUGGCAACAAAUUACGCUUGACAGCAUCCUGUUUUGUUUUUGAUUUGCCUGAGAUGAUUGAGACCUACCUGUCGCUGUUAAAAAUGUCAUGUCGCUCUAGCGCUUGGCUGCAUGUAUUAAUGAGUAUGCUGGCAAAUUUUGUGAAAAAUUAAAUUCCUCUGUUAUUUCAAUGCUCUUUGAGCAUAAUAAAGCGGAUUAUGCUCUCAAAAUUUGACAGCAAAUGUCAAGCUUAUAGGUGCGCGGUACUUAUUUCUUUUCUUCACAGCAACCAGCGCUGCCGAAAAACAUUAAAAAUAAUUUCGUGGAUAGUUCGGCUUGAGGUCAUGUACAAUUAGUAAAAACAGAUUUUAUAUAUUUUUUAAAAUAAAUAUUUUAAAAUAAAACCAUUAAUAAAAAACACCGACAUCUGUUUUGAAUAAUUGUACAUGACCUCAAGCCGAACUAUCCGCGAAAUUAUAAUCAAAAAAAAUUCAACAAUACUCAAUAUAAUAAAAAUUAAAAAUGUCAAAUUUACAGCAAAAAAGAAAAGAAAGAAGAUUGGAAGCCAAGACUGCCGAAACAUGAAACGGAAAUGGCACGCAAUUGAGAGCAGAAUUCUGCUUGCGGCAUGUUCUCAAAUAAUUUUCAUUUAUCUAUAUUCACAAGCGCCACCAACCAGUCUAUGCGCGAAUUUAAAAUUCUUUAUCUUUAUAUAAUUUAUCAAUGAGCACAAUUUAUUUCGAAACUAAGGGGAAUUAACAUAUACAUAAGCAUGGCAUUAAAUUAAAAUUAGAAAAACUUGUUGAAAUCCCGAAUAGCAUGUUCUUUAUAUCAUGAAAAUGAAAGGUACUGUCAGGGUAAACAAAAUUUUUGUAAAAAAAUAUUUUUGUCACAAACUCUUGCAAUAAUUUAUCGCAAAAAACAUGUUCUUUUAUAGUAAACACAGUCCAACGUUUUUCAAAAAAAAAAUUUCAGAUGAGUAUUACAACAUUUCAUACCGAAUUUCAGGCAAAUCCGUUGCAAUAAGUGCAAAUCGGGUGAAUUAUAUGUAUGGGAGCUAUAUCUAUCUAAAUCUGAAACGAUUUUGAUCAAAAUUAAUAUCGCCUGUCUUUAGGCUAAAAAAGUGACAUAUGAUGAUUGGAUAACAAAUGCAAGCUCCACCUUACUUACAAAAAAACGACAGACAGACUAUCAGCAAAGAAAGGUUAUGCGGACAGACGGACAUGGCUAGGCCGAAUCAGCAGGGAUUUGGGUUGCCCAAAAAGUAAUUGCGGAUUUUUUAAAAGAAAGUAAAUUCAUUUUUCAUAAAACUUAGAAUGAACUUUAAUCAAAUAUACUUUUUUCACACUUUUUUUCUAAAGCAAGCUAAAAGUAACAGCUGAUAACUGACAGAAGAAAGAAUGCAAUUACAGAGUCACAAGCUGUGAAAAAAUUUGUCAACGCCGACUAUAUGAAAAAUUACGUUUUGGGCAACCCAAUAUAAAGUAACCUCCACUUUGCAUUUAGAAUUCGUCUGAAGUGGACGCUUCGGGAUUCGGUGCAUAGUCAUCGUUAUACUCAGUACAGUUAUAACUGUACAUUGUUUUUAAA